This is a messenger RNA of Megalops cyprinoides (Indo-Pacific tarpon), 3979 nucleotides long. Its product is annotated as trafficking kinesin-binding protein 1-like. Gene Ontology annotation, biological process: neurogenesis; endosome to lysosome transport; anterograde axonal transport of mitochondrion. The transcript is spliced from 16 exons. Bases 365 to 2875 code for a protein of 836 amino acids. The record is from RefSeq and is a predicted model, not a curated record. Lineage: Eukaryota; Metazoa; Chordata; Actinopteri; Elopiformes; Megalopidae. Gene Ontology annotation, cellular component: dendrite. Gene Ontology annotation, molecular function: GABA receptor binding.
UCCGCGCCGUCCCUCAACAGCCCCCUCGGAACCCUGCGGUCAGUGGAAAGAGCCCGCCCACGAGGAGCAAUAUGUGAGCGAGGCCGUGUCGUCGGACGAGGCGCCGGGCGACAUCGUCUACAGAGACGCCGGGACCAUCACAGAUGUGUGUAACAGCACUGAUCUUCCGGAGGUGGAAAUCAUCAGUCUCCUGGAGGAGCAGCUGCCCCACUACAGGCUGAGAGCGGACACCAUAUACGGGUAUGACCACGACGACUGGCUCCAAACGCCGCUCAUCCCCCCGGACGUCAGCCUCGACCUCACCACAGAGCAGAUCGACGAGACGCUGAAGUACUUCUUGCUAUGUGCUGAACGAGUCGGCCAGAUGACCAAGACGUACAAUGACAUAGAUGCUGUCACACGUCUGCUUGAAGAGAAAGAGCGGGAUUUGGAGCUGGCCGCUCGGAUCGGCCAGUCGCUCCUGAAGAAGAACCGGACCCUCACGGAGCAGAAUGAGUACCUGGAGGAGCGCGUGGGGAUCAUUCGUGACGAGGUCUCGCAGCUGCGGCACGAGCUCUCCAUGAAGGAUGAGCUGCUCCAGUUCUACACCAGCACAGCGGAGGAGAGCGAGGGGGACUCCGCCAGCUCCACUCCAUUACGACGGAACAAGUCCAUGACUUCUGUGCCCAGUUACUUCCCCCUGGAUUCCCUGCAGAGGAAGCUUAAAGAGCUGGAAGAGGAGAACCUCAUCCUGAGAUCAGAGGCAUGUCACCUGAAGACGGAGACCAUCACGUACGAAGAGAAGGAACAGCAGCUGGUGAAUGACUGUGUAAAAGAGCUCAGAGAGUCCAGCCUCCAGAUCUCAACCAUCUCAGAGGAGCUGGCCAAGAAGACGGAGGACGCAGCCCGGCAACAGGAGGAGAUCACGCACCUCCUGUCCCAGAUCGUUGACCUGCAGAAGAGGUCCAAAUCGUACGCGGUUGAAAAUGAGGAACUCACUCAACAUUUGGGGGCAGCCAAAGAUGCUCAGCGCCAGCUCACUGCUGAGCUGAGGGAGCUGGAGGAGAAGUACGCUGAGUGUUUGGAGAUGCUCCAUGAGGCUCAGGAGGAACUGAAGAACCUGAGGAAUAGAGCAUUCCCCAACAGCACGCCCCGGCGCUUCCACCCCCUCGGCCUCUUCCCCAUGGACUCGUUGGCAGCUGAGAUUGAAGGCACCAUGAGAAAGGAGAUGCAGAUGGAAGACCCAGAUGUGGAGGAGCAGAAGACCCACCACAGACGCGUGUUUGAGACGGUGAAGAACAUCAACCAGAUCGUGAAGCAGCGUCGCCACACCCCGUCGGUGGCGAACAUCCCGGGUUCGAACCAGUCCUUCUCCUCGCUGAGCUCCGCCCUCUCCAGUGGUGCGAGCACCCCCCGCUCCGGCCGCUACCCCAGCAACGUCAGCAACGUCGUCCUCGACAACCGCUCCAGCAGCAUCAUCCUGGAGUCUCCGGAGAGCAGCGCGGACGACUCCAACAAGAAGCCGGGCACCCCGGGCGCGCCCGGCUCCCGCGACCUGGAGCUGGCGCUGCGGCGGCUCUCCCUGCGGCGGGAGAACUACCUGAGCGAGCGACGUUUCUUCGAGGAGGACCGCGAGCGCAAGCUGCGCGAGCUGUCGGAGACCGGCGAGCUGCGCAGCGGCGCCCUCACUCCCUCCGACAGCAUCAUGUCCCUGGGCACCCAGCACUCCGGCUUCUCCGGCCUCUCCGGCCUCUCCGGCUUCUCCGUGGUCAGCCGCUCCUAUCUGCCCGACAAGCUCCAGAUCGUCAAGCCGCUGGAAGGCUCGGUGACUCUGCACCACUGGCAGCAGCUGGCCCAGCCCAACCUGGGUGGCAUCCUGGACUCCCGGCCGGGCGUCGUCCCCAAAGGCUUCCGACCGCUGGAGCUGGACCUGGAGGAGGUGUACCAGUUCACCGACUUCGAGGAGGACGAGCCAGAUGAGCAGUUCUUCCAGAACCUUCCUACCUCUGGCUCUGGCCCUCCGCUCUGCCGCAGCCGCACCUCCUCCUGUUCCUCGUCCUCCAGCAGCCUCAACAACAACCACCCUGGCAAUCUUGACGCUCCAAUGCAUUACCCUGGUAAAUGUAUGUCUCACACCAACUCUACCUACACCUUCACCACCUGUCGCAUCCUGCACCCCACGGAUGAGCUGACCCGGGUCACGCCCAGCCUUAACACAGGGCCCACGGCCUCAUGCGUUAUGACCAGCAGCCUGCGGUCCACUCCUGCAGCCACACCCUGCACACCACGCCGCCUCAGCCUGGCCGAGUCCUCCACCAACCUGCGAGACUCCACCAAGACCACCAGCACCUCCCUGGGGCUGGUGCGCCUCCUUCAGGAGAGGGGGAUCUCCGCGGCUGUGUACCACCCUCAGAGCUGGGACCGGGCCGGCGGCGGACUCCUGCCCCGAAGCUCCUCCUCCUCCGCCCCCCGGGCCCCCGACACCCUCCCCUCCACCCCUCCCAACUCGCCCACCAGCCAGGCCCCGCCGGCUGGCGCCUGCGCCAAUGCCCCCUUCGAGUUCCAGACCUCCGGCCCGCCCUACGACAACUUCCUGGCCUCCAAGCCGGCGCGCUCCAUCCUGCGGGAGGUGGCGGCGGAGUCGCGGGGCCGCGCCGACUGUGAGAGCCAGACCGACGUCAGCGUCUUCAACCUCAACCUCGUGGACAAGGUGAGGCGCCUGGGCGUGGCUGGCGUGGCCGGCCCCGCCCCCAUGCUGGGGCCCCUGAGCGGACUGCGCCGCAACCGCACCUACCCGGCCAUGGUCGGGGCCAGCAUGGCCAUGAAGGGCCCGGGGCCCCAGGGUGCCGAGAUCAUCCUUGCCUCCAAGCUGCCCAAACAAACUAGCCUCAAGUGACGGACCCACCCCCUGUCCUCCCCUGGUACCCUGCAGAUUUUUGGACUGUGCUCUUUAUUCUUCCAAUGACCACUCAGCUCUGUGCCUGUUAGAAAUGCUCUUUGUACAGAUCCUUUUGUAUAAAAGCCAUUCCCCCCCAACACCCCCCCCCUCUCAUAUAGUCCAGUACCGUGAUGUAUUCUCAGACGCCAUUGUAGCACAUGGUAGAUCAGGAGGGAGUGCCCUUGUGUAAGAAUGUGUGGUACCUUUCCUUUGAAGUAUUCCUCUGAAUGUCCGAGAGCUUUGGAGUUCAGACACACGCCUGUAAAAGCACUUUUAUUCCCGGGUCGAGUCACACGGUUGACACGCGCACGUCCCUGAAAGCUGUGGCAGAAACAGCUCCGGAACGUAACUGAAGAAAUGGAGUUCCUCACACUGCUCAGAUGCUCCCAGGUGGUUUAAUAUGCACGUACCAGAACAGCAGUGUACAUACUCCUUUUCUCAUUUUUAGAACCAGACACCGGCUCUGAUCCUUCUCCUCUGCGUAGCUCUGCAUCUCUCUCCACCCCUCAGCUAUAGCUAAAAUUAGCUCAGAUGUCAUAGAUUACUCAUUACGGGCUAAUAAAAUGCCAACGUAUUUACUAUCAAAGUCAGUUGCCAUCACACGAAAAAAUAACAUAUUCAGCAGGGUCCUUGUUGUUUUGGUGGCCUUGCAGGCCUUUGUAGGGCAGCCAUAUUGUGAGGGUCUUCGAGUGCAAUUGUAAUCAGAGGGAUGGAGUGUCGAUGCCGACUAAAAGCAAUUGUGCCUGAUUAAUGUAGCUUGCUCUGCUGUGGGAUGGAUGAAGUCUGCUAGUCUGCUGAGCCCUGAACCGCAAAGACAGUUUGCACUGAUAUUUUAAAACGGGCAUCACAAAAGGGUCCUUUGAAUCGAUGUGGCCUGGGCUGAAAUGAUACAACACAUUAUGUUAGGGCUUGCAUCUAUAUAUGUGAAGCACAUGAAACAUUCGUGCAAGUGUUUUUACUAAAUAUUCCAGCAAGGAAUUCAUCAGCCGAUGCUCUUUGUAUGUAUGCACUCAUCGCCGAUAACUUGAAUUUCUCUUUUUGAAUGUAUUUAGCGACAGCAGU